Molecule: messenger RNA, 1953 nt
Organism: Strongylocentrotus purpuratus (purple sea urchin)
Lineage: Eukaryota; Metazoa; Echinodermata; Echinoidea; Camarodonta; Strongylocentrotidae
Exons: 11
Coding region: 174-1832 (552 amino acids)
Source: RefSeq, a predicted model, not a curated record
AGCGCCCGCUUGUGAUAAAGAAAAGAACGCCGAAGGUCGACCAGCUGCUGACACUUUUCUUAGGUUUGUUUACCAUGACAACACUUGACUGACUGAGAGCUCACGAAAACUGUUUCCCCCUGAAAUAUUAGUGUUGUUUUAAGAUAAAUAUCACGAUUCAUGACGGGCUACUGAUGUCUAGAUUAUCGUCCCCCAAAGAGCAGACUUGGUCACAACUUCAAGAAAGAUUGCGAAAGAGCCGUGAAAGAAAGGAGCUUCCUCUUGGGGCUGGGUUAGACGAUGGAACAGCGCCAAGCAGGCGGAGGUCUGUUCCUCCAAACCCUUUACCAAGGAUUGACAGCCCCUCACAGACAGAGAGCCUCCGCCUCACAUCGCCUGAACUCAGGGGGAGCCAUUACUCCAGGGUUCCUCCUGUCCAAGGUCUCCCAUCCCACAGACCGCAGUCGGACGAUAGACUCAGUUUAAAAAGUCACAACUCAGAAACAACUCCAGAGCCACCCCUUGCCCCUCAAAGUUAUGCAGCUCCCCCCUACAUCUCAAAUGGAACAGCCCACUCAGCACCAGAGCCAGCAUACAGAGAGGUGCCAGCCUGGGAUCAGUACACUGGCAGGCGGGCAGGGACAGAGAGGAGAGAAAUGAGGGACGGGAGGAGAGGGAAGAAGUACUAUGUGAGGCAGGGUAGUAGAGGUUUUGAAGAUGAUGCAGAAGAGCUCAUCUAUGCUAAUCAUCUCGAGACGGUGGAUGCACGGAGGAGGGACCGGUAUCCUGAUAGCUGGAGCAGGGGUGAGGGACCUAGACUGGUGGAGUAUGAUGAUGUCCUUGGCCCAAUAGAACUGCCAAGGGUUCCAACACAAAGACAGGAGUCCAGUGCUGUAUUACGCAUGCAUGAUGAGCUGUUUGCCCGGACAUUCUUAGAGUACUUCCUAACGAGCUGUCUCCAAGAUGACAUGGUACUUGAAGUUGCUGUCGAUGUCAUGUCGAACGUCAGGGAAGAAAGGGAUCUUGAACGUCAGCUUUCCUGGCCAGUCCUGGACAUGGGAAGAGAGAUUCUUGAAGAAGUUGUUCAUGAGAACCUUCGAGAUAUGGCCUUCGUUGAACUCAGAGCAUCUAUCAAGGGAUUCUGGAGCAUGGUCUUAGAAACCCCCUCCAUCUACAAACCCAUCGCAAGAGACCUCCUGAGGGAGGUGAUCGACGAUGAGGUAGCGUCCGUCGUACCUGAAGCCAUCUCAGAGCUCGUCACAGAAUACUUCGUCCAGAAAGAUGUAGUGGUGGACUUCAACGUUAUGUGUGAUGAGGUCAUUGCAAGCCUCCUGCCAGACAUAAUUCUUGAGGCUGUAUAUGAUGAGAGCAUUGAGUCGCUUGUGGAAGGUAUCAUCCAAGAUGAGAUAGUCUCCCUUGCCAGCAGUUUUGUGGAGGAUUCCUUUGCAACCGGCAGACCUAAACUCCCAGUCAGCCCGGCGCAGAGACUACAGGAUCAAAGUGAGAUCAAGGCAUUAGCUGACACCUUUUUGCUGGAUGCAGCCAUCUUUGAGAAUAUGUUGGCAACUCGUCUCCUCCCCAACCAGCAAGUGUGGACCGAUGAAGAGUAUUUGGACCUUUACUUGGAUUCUCUUCUUUUGGAUCAAGUACUUGGCCAGCAGUUGGAGGUUGCAAAGAGAAGAGACUACACGGAACAUUGUCUUCCUCUCAAGAGGUUCCAUGAAAAGAUCACGACAAAUUUGGCGAUAGACGUCGUCUUGGAAGAAAUGACGGGGCACCUAGAUGAAGACAUGGCUGAAAUGGAUGAGUAUGAAGUGGAGACAGACAGAACGUUGAAAUUUGAGUCCCCAUAAAUCCUGCAGUGAUGGAUACCCCAUUAAAUAUCUGGGAUUUUCUUUUAAAGCCCGUCUGUACUAGUUUACAGGAGGGAUUAGACCACCCUGCAAGGUCACUGACAGUCGGUUAUCUCAUCAA